GAAGGAGAAGAGGGGACGACAUGAACCCUCGAAAAUCAGACCAGGAGGGAUUUUGGGUUUGAGAGAGAGAGAGAGAGAGAGGGACAUGCUAUUGUGGUGGAGGCGGUGGUGGUGCGGAGGCAUCGAAACGACGUCGUUGCGGUCGUGCGAUGCGGGUGGCCGCCGACGUUGAUGGGCCUGCAAUUUCAAUUGCAGAUGAGUUGGCAGCCGAGUCUACUGAAUCAGAAGCGGAAGACAGGCCCGCCUCUAGGGUUGAAGAACCUCGGCAACUCUUGCUACCUCAACAGCGUCCUUCAGUGCCUCACCUACACCCCUCCUCUCGCCAAUUUCUGCCUCCGAAACCAGCACUCCUCCCUCUGUGACUCUUCCGACAAGGAACGCAAGCGCGAGUGUCCGUUUUGCAUGCUGGAGAGGCGAAUAGUCCGCUCCCUCAGUGUGGAUCUCAGUCUAGAUGCGCCGGCGAAGAUUCGGAGCUGUCUGAAUAUUUUCGCCGAACACUUUCGCCACGGUCGUCAGGAAGACGCUCAUGAGUUCCUGCGUUACGUUAUUGAUGCUUGCCACAACACUUGCCUUCGCCUGAAGAAGCUCCGGCGCAACAUCACCGGCAAUGGUUUGUCCAACGGCAAUGGCAAUGGCAAUGGCCACGCCAACGCGAAUGGUCAGGCCAACGGCAAAGCCAGUGGGACGGCUCCGGCGUCGUCCACGGUGGUGAUGGAGAUAUUCGGGGGAGCUUUGCAGAGCCAGGUGAAGUGUCUAUCCUGUGGCACAGAGUCCAAUAAGGUUGAUGAGAUAAUGGAUAUUAGUCUUGAUGUUUUGCAUAGUAAUUCGCUUAAAGACGCCUUGCAAAGGUUCUUCCAGUCUGAGCUUUUGGAUGGCCAGAACAAGUACAAGUGCGAAAGAUGUAACAAAUUGGUGGCGGCUAGGAAGCAAAUGUCUAUACUUCAAGCACCUAAUGUUCUUGUAAUCCAACUUAAGAGAUUUGAGGGUCUAUUGGGUGGGAAGAUUGAUAAAUCCAUUGCAUUUGAAGAGUUUUUGGUGCUGUCGAGCUUCAUGUGCAAAACAAGUCAGGAUCCACGUCCAGAAUAUAAGCUUUGUGGUACUAUUGUGCAUUCUGGUUUUUCACCCGAGUCUGGUCAUUAUUAUGCAUAUAUUAAGGAUGCGAUGGGUCGUUGGUAUUGCUGCAACGAUCAGUUUGUCUCUCUUUCAACUUUGCAAGAGGUCUUAUCUGAAAAGGUUUACAUCCUUUUCUUCUCCCGUACCAACCAAAGGUCGGUUAAUGCUGCUUCAAAUGGGUUAAAGUCUCAAAAUUGUAAUGGUCAUGAGGCUUCCAAAAAACCGAAGCCUGCUCUUCCACCAAAAGGACCACAAAUAAAAAUUUCUGAACAGUCUUCUUGGAAGGAUAUUUCUACUAAAUCUCAGGUUGAUAAAGUGCCUUCAGGCCCACGGAUGAAGUUUAACAUCAAUGGAAACUUGAGCACCAAAAGAACUCCUGCAACUGAUAAUGGAAACAUUGCUUACAAGAACCAAUCUGUGGGAUCAAAUGGGGAGGUGAAGGACUCGGUUAGUUUGGACAAAAGUGAGAAAGCCAAGAUGACUUUGAUAAAUGGGGAUGGUUUGAACGGGAAUAUAACAUCUGAUACUAUUGAAGCUAACAACACCCAACCAUUUUCUUCACCAAUAGAAAAUGGUAGUGUGGGUUCAGUGAAAUCCGAACUCUCUGAAGUUACUGCUUCAGUGAAAACCGAACUCCCUGAUCACUCUGAAUUGGAUAGCAGUGGUCCCAAUGGUCACUCCAUGGUCCUUGGGCCCAAAAGGAAAUCUCGGGGUUCAUGCAUUUUGUUUGAACAUGAUGCUCAAUCUCUGGAAAAAGUUGAAGAAUUGAAGGCAGGUCUCAAGAAAGAAGCUCUCACAGUUUUGCGCUCAUGCGGUUGGGCAGAUGAGGUUUUCAGUUUUAUGCGUUCCCGGAAGAGGUUAUGUGUAGAUCAAGUUGGACUCACUCAGAAUGGUGAUGAAGCAAAGAAACUGUUGAUCAGGGAUUCCAAAUCAACUUUUAUUUCAAAGAUACCCGAGUCUUUGAAGGGGGGCUUCAUCAAACGUAUUAAAUCAUUUAGCCAAGAAUAAUGACAUUAUUGUGGUCUUGAUUAACUCUGAACCUGUGUGGUGACACUCUUUACCUGGUGGGACUUGGUGUAUAAUUUGUAUAGAAACUCUUGUAUCUCCUGAGGAAGCAGAGUAUUAUGCUAUACACUGAACCCUUCUUAAGCAAGUGUCUCAGCAGUUACGUUUUGCCAAUGGCAAUAUACUUGUAUGUGCACGCCGUCGAGUUGAGAUGAAAGUGCUAAUUCAAAAUUGCCGAAAUUUUUGCUCUUUCGAGGCUGUGUUACUGGUUUUGUGUAGAGAACAAGUGAAGAGAUUUAGAGAUAUAUUCAUUUAUGUAUGAUAUUCUUUUGGUUUAGUACUCGUUUUUAUGGAUUACUACUGUUCCAUCAAAAUGUGGUCGGAUAGUUAAGAAAAAGGUUAGGAAUCGAAUCGAGUUGUAUUACUUUUUGUUUAAUUAUCUCCAACUCACCUACUGAAAUAUAGUGGAAACCGUGAUAGCAUUUUGAAUGAGUUA
Molecule: messenger RNA, 2614 nt
Organism: Rosa rugosa (rugosa rose)
Lineage: Eukaryota; Viridiplantae; Streptophyta; Magnoliopsida; Rosales; Rosaceae
Product: ubiquitin carboxyl-terminal hydrolase 25
Exons: 10
Coding region: 172-2121 (649 amino acids)
Biological process (GO): protein deubiquitination
Cellular component (GO): nucleus; cytosol
Molecular function (GO): cysteine-type deubiquitinase activity; cysteine-type endopeptidase activity
Source: RefSeq, a predicted model, not a curated record